AGCGCAGGCGCGCGCUCAUUCGUACUUCUGCGCGCACGUCGCGCACCUCGCGUCAACUCAACGAAACAAGUGCAUUAACCACGAAAUUUGAACUUUGUUAUUUGUGUGGCGAAUUGUUGGUGCACCAAGAUGCCGAAAAAUAUUUUAGCGGAGAUGGGCUCCCAAGUGGGGCUCACGCCCGCACGACAGAACAGGAAGGAGGCAGAAGAAUGGGCGCGACGUCAAAGCGGGCCGAUGGUAAACCCCUCCUUCGAACCAGACGACUUCUUGCCACACAGCUUAUCACCGGUAAAAGAUGAGAAAAAGAAAGCGGGGGCGGACAAGGGCAUAUUCCUUGUGAAUAUGAAGGAGAAGAACAUGCAGGAAGUGGAAGAAUAUGAACCUUAUGACAACAGAGUGGUUGAACACCCCACCACGAACACAGAGACUCUACUCCACCUUCUAAAAGGUAGUUUAGGAACGGGCAUAUUGGCCAUGCCUAAAGCAUUCGCCAACGCUGGAUACGUCGUGGGCACUAUCGGGACUAUAGUCAUCGGCGUGCUCUGUACGUACUGUAUCCACGUGCUCAUCGACUCCUGCUACGUGCUGUGCAAGCGGCGGAAAGUACCCUCGCUCACCUACACGGGAGUCGCUGAAGCGGCACUCUCUGAAGGCCCUGAUUGGUGCAAAGCGUGCGCGCCGUAUGCUGCACAUGUGGUGAACUCGUUCCUACUUAUAUACCAAAUAGGAACAUGCUGCGUAUACGUCGUUUUUGUAUCGGAUAACAUUGAAUACGUACUGACCAAAUAUUUUGGACUAGAGGUGACCGUAUUUCAAGUGAUGUGCUGUAUCCUUCUGCCGCUAGUGUUGAUCAACUGGGUGCGAGACUUGAAGUACUUGGCGCCAUUCUCCGCGAUCGCUAAUGCUAUCACAAUUGUUAGUUUUGGCAUCAUCCUGUAUUAUAUAUUCCGAGACGUGCCAACGUUAGAAGGCAAAGCGCCGGCUGGAGAACUGGCCAACUUCCCAUUAUUCUUUGGAACCGUCCUGUUUGCGUUGGAAGCUAUCGGAGUGAUUUUGCCCUUGGAAAAUGAAAUGAAGACACCGAAGGACUUUGUAGGCAAAUUCGGUGUUCUUAACCGUGCUAUGAUUAGCAUCAUCAUCCUUUAUGUUGGCAUGGGACUUUUCGGCUACCUACAGUACGGAAAUGAUGCUAAAGGCAGUAUCACUCUCAAUUUGCCAUCUAAUACAGAAAUAUUGGCUAGCGUGGUGCAAUGCCUGCUGGCGUUCGCUAUAUUCAUCACCCACGGGUUAGCGUGUUAUGUCGCCAUCGAUAUCUUGUGGAACGAGUACAUCGGCAUCCGACUGCUGAACAGCAAACGUCGGGUCAUAUGGGAGUACAUGCUCAGGACCGCGAUCGUUUUAGUUACAUUUGGUAUCGCGGCUGCAGUGCCGGAGUUGGAUCUGUUCAUAUCUCUAUUCGGAGCCCUCUGCUUAUCCGCCCUGGGCUUGGCUUUCCCCGCUUUCAUACAAAGCUGCACCUACUGGUACUACGUAUCCGACUCGGAAAGGAUCCGCAUGAUCAUCAAGAAUGCCAUCGUUGUGUUGUUCGGUGCACUGGGGCUCGUCGUCGGGACUUGGACGUCUCUCGAAGGCAUUAUCAUCAAGUUCUCAGCACAUGCUCCGGAAUCUCUUACAAAUUCCACAUUUUCCAGUACGGAAGCGAGUAUUCUCAACACAACAUCAUUUCCCUGAACGGUGAUAACACGUGUUGAAGUGAGUGGAACAUUACUACUAGCGUAAAUAUGAGUGCCAUUACGAUAGAACCGUCCGUGGCAUAAAAAUAGUACACAUACGCGUAGGAAAAUGUAGAUGCUUCCAGGGUUCCGUAGCAGCUGCUAACCCUAAUGGCAAUCCCUUUUAUGCAUUCUCUACUGUUGCAUUAUUUCUCUAGUUUACAUUCUUAUGAAACACACUUAUUAUUUUGUUAUUCGUAUUUUUAUUAUUAUUAUUAUCAUUUUUCUACGUUGCUGCUAUAAUUUUACGAUUUAAUUUAAUGUGAAUAGUCAUUCCAUAUACUUGUUUAAAAGUGUAUGUAUUAGUGAUAAAGAAUUCUUUUUUAUUUGGUAUAGGAGUUCACAUUUCCAAUAUGUUUAAUGUAGCAGAAGUGUCGAUAACUCUAUCUAAAGUGGGAUGCGAUUAGGAGACUUAACUAUCUUAAGCAUUUCUAUACACUAUUCAAUUAAUUGAAAUUACCUACAUCACUAUACAAUUAAUUCAAAUCUUUUAGUAAACUAAACUUUAAUAUUUUCUACAGCUGUCUCCUAUAUCGGUAGAUACACCAUGGUAACUGCUACGGAGCCUUAUUAAUGCGUGUCCGACACGCGCUUGGUCGGUUAUUUAGAAUUUUAUUAGAUUUUUUCCAUUACUAAUAUACAAUAAUAAAUAAGAUAACUAGAAUAAUUAUUUUAACUUGAUUAAUUUUAAUAUAUUUUAAUUGUUAAGAUUGUUGCCUUGUUUAGAAUUAUAGUCGCUGCAAAUUAUAUAUUGUUAAACAGACCAUUAGGAGACAUAGACAUAUAUGAAUCAAUUGUUUGGUUUAAUUUAAUAUGUUCGUUAAAUUGCAGUAUGGUUUAUAUUAUAACAAUCACGUAGUUCCUUAAAAUGUCAUAAAUGACAAAAACGCGUUGUACAUAGAUUAAUUAUAAUAGGUAAAGAAAAAUAUAUUUAAUAACGAAUGACGAAUGUGCCAGUGGCAGCAGGCAGUAUGUGACGUACUAUGUGAAGUAAAGAGAUGGCCAUGAAAAGCAAGAUUUUAAAUGAUAAUUUAAUUAUAGAAGCCUAUUGAAUAAGUCGAUAAGUACAAAUGUAACUGAGAAUAUAUCACCCAGGCUCUGACAUGGCGUGCACUCCUAUCUGCCUGUAUUAGUAUUAAUGCUAGUAUCCUACGACAGUGAGAUUCUAUGUCAAGUGAAGCGUGGCAUUUUGAUAGAGUAAGUUAAUUCUAAGUACAAUCAGAGACGUAGUUUUAUUUACAAAAGUUAUAGAAUCAAAGAAUAUAAUUGUGUACAUUUAUCACUGAUUAAAAUCGAUAUAUUUGUACAUGUAAAUGUGUACAAAGAUAAAACAUACAUACUUUCACCUCGCGAAAAUUGUUACAGAGUAAAUAUUUUGUUGAGCAAUAUGACUGGAUUAUACAUUUGAUGUUUAUUCAUUCCUAAUAGUCAUAGGCGGUAUUAUAACAUUGGUUAAAAAAAAUAAAACAGUUCUGUCUCACAUAUUUAUAUAAAAACCACGUGAACUCGCAGAUACUGUGAUGAAAUCAUGUCAUAGGCAGCACGUUUAAUAAUGUAAUUAUUAUCGCUCAAUACACAUAUUUGGAAAUAAUAUUUAUUGAAUAUAAAAGAUGAUGGGCAUUUUACGAUGGUAAUUGGGAGCUUAACCAACAGAAAGAAAUAAAAUGAUUUCACUUCUAUUAGGAUCCCAUUCUAUUUUCCCGGGAUUCAAAGAUAGAUCUUAUUUCUCCUUGUUUUAAAUGUAUCAUUGGAUGUAUAUCAAAUUUCUCUUCUGGUGGACACCCAAUUUGCUCAAGAUCCUUUGUCCGGUCAUGGUUUUAUUAUGGAAUUAAUCUGUGAUGUUGAUAGUUAAUAAUAUAUUUAUUAGGGCCUAUUUUGGUUAACUAUUUAGUAUAUGAUGUGAUCCGCACGUCAGUGAUAUUGUGCUCAGAGAGAAGUCGGAGACUCAACCACACGGAGUCGUAUCAAAGUUGCGAACAGCGCGCGAGUGCUAUCCGCGCGGCGUUUCCCGUUCAAACGACAAUUGUCAAUAUUGUUGUUGACUAUCCUACUUGUAUUUAAAUCUUUCCUCUAUGCCGUGUGUUUGAGUCCUUAGGGUUGAACCCAACACAAAUAAAUUUGAACCCACAGAA
Molecule: messenger RNA, 3904 nt
Organism: Pectinophora gossypiella (pink bollworm)
Lineage: Eukaryota; Metazoa; Arthropoda; Insecta; Lepidoptera; Gelechiidae
Product: proton-coupled amino acid transporter-like protein CG1139
Exons: 8
Coding region: 130-1731 (533 amino acids)
Biological process (GO): amino acid transmembrane transport
Cellular component (GO): vacuolar membrane
Molecular function (GO): amino acid transmembrane transporter activity
Source: RefSeq, a predicted model, not a curated record